Messenger RNA from Chlorocebus sabaeus (green monkey), 3954 nucleotides. The record is from RefSeq and is a predicted model, not a curated record. Lineage: Eukaryota; Metazoa; Chordata; Mammalia; Primates; Cercopithecidae.
AUGUAUGCACAUGAGAGUGAGAGCCAGGCGGCAGGCAGGCCGACCAGCAGCGCAGCUGCUCCGCCACCAGAUGCGCGGACUCGCGCGCUCCCUCGCCGCGCCCGGGCACUCCCAAGCUCAGCCGCCCGCCUCGGCCCCGACCCCUCGGCCGCCACAACACACGCCGUUCCGCCCGCAAAAUGGAGGCGAAAGCACGAGGCGCCCCCGCCCCCAGGGAGCCUUUGUGCCCUUGCCGGCGGGGACGCGAGGCCAGACGGCCCGCACCGCAAGGGCCCCGCAGGCACCGAAGAGAAGGGGCGGAGGGGGCCGGGCUGCGCGCGCGGAUCUAGCCCCGGCCACCGCCCCCAAGGCCGCGGGCACCCCGAACGCCAGCACCAGGGCGCGGGACGCUGCCUACCUACCGCACCGCGAACGCUUCGCACGUCCGGAACGGCCUCAGCAGCCCCAUGCGGUGGCCCCAAGCUGAGGGGCCCUGACUGCAACCGCGGCCCUCCAACUGCAGCCCGAAACGCGCAGGGCGGGACCGAGCGCCAACCACGCCCUUCGGACGCGGUGACCACACCCUUCUUCCCGCCCCUUCUCCCUCCGCGGGAGAGCGUUCGGCAUCCUGUCGCGCAGCCAAUCUCAACCCUCAGCUCGACCAGUACGUGGACGCUCCUGCAAGAUGAGCCCGCCCCCUACUUCGUCGUGGCCUAUGGGAAGCCGGGACUUCUUCAGCUGCUGUCGUCCCUUGUUUUUGGAGCUCCGACCUCAGCUUCGCCUGAGAGCCGGGUUGUGCAAGGGCGGGUCAUUCCGGGGGGCUUAGGGGUGGGUGCCGGGAGGCGCGCUUUCCCGCGUGAAGGUCGCGCCAGGAGUCAUGCGUACAUUCGUUCAUUUUGCUCUGGACGUACUGAUGUUUCUACGCGCCGCCGCCACGAGGUGGUCCCACCUCCUUUCGCUGUGUUUCUGUUUACAUUCGCAUCUGCGAGACCCGGCGGCGCGACCGAGGCCCGAACAGAGAUGGGAUCUUGCUGUGUUGCCCAGGCUGGGCUUGAACUGGACUCAGACUGUCCUCCCGCCUCGGCCUCCCAAAGUGCUAGAAUUACAGGCGUGAGCCACUGCAUCCCAUCCCCUAGGAGCUUAAUGAUACUGCCCUUUAGCUUUUACUACUCAGCAGAAUCCGGAGGCAUAGAGGAACUACCACCUAGCCGGCGUGGGGAAGGGGUCCUCCCUUCUGAUGGUUUUCUCUCAGCAGCACUUUCAGCAAUCUGGCUUCUGCUGAAUAUCUCCUCAAUUCAUAAAACAGGUGUCUGUAAAUGUCAACCCCAGCUGGGUGCAGGGUACAAAUUUUUUCCUGCAGAGCUCUUGAGUCCCAGGUAGUUUAGGAGACAAGGACUUGUUUGGUUUUCCCAGACCUGUCAGGACAGCUCAGAGGUUUUGUCUAACCCACGGGUCACAAACGUUUGACAACAGCAGCAUCUAGCCCACAGAUGGUUUUAUUUGGGCAUCACACAGGUUUUCUUUGUUUGUUUGCUUUUGUUUUUUUAAUAAGAAUUUGAAUCCCAUCAACACCACUGGUCCAUUAAGUAACAGCCAGCCUUCACACAUUUGCUGCCUACCGGAAGGGAUUGGUGUUUGUGACCCCUAGAUCUUUGCUAUAUACAGAAGACCUCCAGUGGAGUCACCUAAUCCCACAGCCAAGUCACCCCUGCUGAACAGAGAACUGUACAAAGUCCAAACAGGCAUACAUAUCCUUAUGGUUUCCUCAUCUAUAACAGAGGGGAUAGGAUGAAGGAUUCCCAAGGUUCCUUUUGGUUCUGACGUUCUGUAAUUUUGUGUUGUGAGCAGCUUUUGUUUUUGCCUGAUGGGAAAACUUUCCUUUGGGGAAUUGUCUGCAGUCCCCUGGAUCAGAUGGUUCUUUAGCACCACACUUCUCUGGCCUCUCGAGGCAGGAUGGGUGUGGAGAAGGGGAGGUGUGGAGCCCAGGCUCGGCCAACUAUAGUCUGCCUCCUCUUGUUCUCAGAUUUCCCCAGGGAUGUGCACAUGACCAAACCUAAGAUGAUCUGAGCCCUUGUCGGGGAUUUUAGAGAAUGAGGGUGUGAGAAAGAGGCUCUUUCCUCUGGUGUUUCUGAGCAUGGGAAAAAUAGGCCUGGAGCUGUCUGUAGUUAUAUUCCUUGCACCAGCAAUGCUGGAGAACCAGGUCUGGAAAUGUUAGGAACCAGCUAAGCUAUCCUGCUUUGGUACUCUGAUUAGGGUGCAUGCCAGCUCCUUUGGUGGUGACAUGAAUUAUUUUUCAACUCUUCUCACUCAAGAUUCAAGUUUUGGGAAGGACCAUUUACUAGGCCUAGUCUAGGUUAUGUGCCUAUGUUCCAGUUGCUAAUAGGCAAAUAGAGUUCUGGUUUCUCCUGUGGCUUCUAGUCAGGGAGGCCUAGCCUCAUAGCAAGACUCAAUGUGUGGGGGCCUCCCCUCAAAUGAGAAGAAUGAGACGCUGGGUUGCCAAAAGUUGCUCCACUAUAGGCCAUCUCUUAGGCUGCCCAGCGUUCACAGAAGUGCUUUCAAAGGUAAAUGAAAAUGCUGCCAUCCAAUAAAAUGCGAGUAUCUCUCCUACAACAGAAUUUACUUAUCCCUUCCCCAAAGCAGGGCAUCUCAAAAUCUCCUCAUUUAUUGUAUUUGGCCCAAGUCCAACUUCUGUUAAGUGAUGUUCCAUUCUUCCUUUCAGUUUCCUCGUCAUCCCAUCCCAUCGUUGCAAUGUGUAAACUAAAUUGUAAAGUUAAGCAUCACUGAUAGACUUUAGAUACAAUUGUGAAGAGAAAGGAAAUGAAAGAAAAGGACAAUAGCUAAAAACUCUCCAUUUAUAUAUGAUAUAGCAAGAAGGGAAAUACCGUUAGAGGUUAUAAUCCUCAUUUUUGUAAUUGGUAACGAAGCUUUAUUGUCAUUUACAAUUUUCCUUCUCUGCUACCUAUUCCAGGUCCCUCUUUCCUUCACACAACCCCUCAGCUGGCCAGGAUUCUUUGCCUGGUUGGGUUAAGCAAGUUUUUGUUCUUGAGGAGGUUGUCUGUAGGUAGGUUGUAGUUUGUCUGUAGGUGGUGCAGUAUGUUGCCAUCAACUUGUGCCCUGGCAUGAGAGUGAUGAGGUGCCUCAGGAGACCUCCUGGGUUCUAGUACUGCUCCUCUUGCCUCCGUGGCGUGACAGCACCCCCACUUCCUCCUAAGUGUCGAGAUCAGUCACCAAACAACAUGUGACCUGUGGCAUGAGGAGACCACAUCAAUUUCAGUUUCCAGUUAAUAGGAACCAUUAUUGUAGUUCUGGUGAAAGCAUUGUACUAAAAUAUCUAAACCAACUGGUUUGAGGAAAAGCAAAGUAUAAAUUUUGAGGAGAAUCAUCAGGUAUGAUUUGAGAAGUGCCACACCCAUUGUUUCCAGCAAUGAUAUUCUGCUGUGGAAGAAACUAUUGGUCACUGGUUCAGAGUUUUGUCUCCCAGCAGGCACUUGAACUAAUUUUUUUUUUUUUAAUUAAAAAUUUUGGCCAGUUGGUGGCUUCUUGCUUGGUGGCCGGGAGCCAGAUUCCAUGCUAGGCAGGAGCAAGGUGCAGCCGGUGGGAAUGCAGGAGAGGCCAGUCGCUUGUUUUGGGACUUUCGGAACAGCAGCCUGGGAACCAACAGAGAAGAUUCCGUCUUCCAGAGGUUGCCACUGUCUGCCAACUCACUUGUCUCCAUCCUCAGUCAUCUUUUAAAAAUACGUAGUGACACUCUAGCUGUCUGGUUCUUCAUGGGGAAUGUGAAGUCUGACAUCAUUCCUAUUGCCAUGAAAUCUGAAAGUCAGCGUCAUUCUCACUGAAAAUUGCCUUGGAGUUUGACAAACCCUUUCCGCAGUGAUAUUGACAGGUUGUUUUGUUUUUGUUUUGUUUUUUUGAGAUGGUGUCUCACUCUGUCACCCAGCUGGGGCUGGAGUGCAGUAGCACGAUCUUGGCCUACCG